AUGCGAGAUUUGAAACCGACCACCAAUCGGACGGUCGGUGCAGGAUUACCCGUUGCGCCCAUCGCGACACCGCCAGUGGCUCGAGAUAAGCCUGUAUCGACCACCGUCAUACCCAAGAAGCGGAAUAUGUAUACUUCUACUUCGAGUUGGCAUAGUGCUAAAGAUAUCUUUCGAAAGAAGGGGCUGACUGGGCUCUACAGUGGAUUCAGUUUGCAUUUAGUAAGAGAUACGGUGGGUACAGCAGUCUAUUUCGGUGGAUAUGAGACAACAAAAUACGUAUUAAGUGGAGGAGACAAGGCAUCCAAGGGAUCGCCUUUGACCCAAUUUUUGGCGGGAGGUAUCUGUGGCAUCAUGUGUUGGCUUGUGGUAUUUCCCCUGGAUUUGGUCAAGACCUUGAUCCAGAAAGAGAUUUUACAGCCGAACCCGACGUACAAGAACGCACAGGCGUGUGUCAAGGAUAUUUACACCCGAAAUGGCGUGGCAGGUUUUUAUCGGGGUAUUACCGUUACCUUGAUUCGUGCUUUCCCUAUUCAUUCAUUGAAUUUCUUGGUCUAUGAACAAACCUUGAUCUCACGACAACAGUUUGCUCAAAAGCUUUCUGCAAUAGAGAAAGCCAUUCAGGAAAGUGAUGUUAUUGCAAUCGAUACAGAGUUAUCAGGUCUUCAUCGUCCGUUUACACCUGUGCGAUUAUACUCAAUGAAAGAUCGUUAUGUCGAAUACAAGGAAGCCAGUGAACGUUUCCUUAUUAUUCAAUUUGGCAUGUGCACGUUCAAGUGGGAUCAACCUUCAGGAAGAUAUAUCGCCAAACCCUUCAAUUUCUAUAUCUUUCCUACCAGUAUUACGGGUCAAGUGCAAACGAAUCGAGUGUUUCAGACGCAAGCGCAAGCAUUUGAUUUCUUGGUGAAGCAAUCCUUUGAUUUUAACAAAUGGGUGUAUCAAGGCAUUCCUUACAUGACCAGACAAGAGGAGAAAGUGUACGUGGCUCAAGCGCAAAAUAAGUUGAACGAUGUGAUGCCAGAUAUUCCCAUUGACGAUAAAGAAGUCGACUUUAUGAAGGCUGCUACCACCAAGAUUGAAGCUUGGUUGGCAGAAAAGGAUCCUCAAGAUCCCGAAGGCGUGAAUAUCAAUGCUAAAAAUGCGUAUCAGCGAAGAUUGAUUUAUCAACAGGUACGAAAGUAUCCUGGAUUAACGGCUGUGGGCAUGCCCGGUUUCAUUCGAGCCCAAAAGUUUACAGAAAAGCAGCAUGAGGAGCGUAACAAGGAAAAGCUUGAAAAGUUUGAAAAGGAUUUGACUACCGCCAUUGGAUUUCGAAAGGUCAUCGAUAUGAUUUCAGAGUCUGGAAAGAUUGUUGUCGGUCAUAACAUGCUAUUAGAUGUCUGUCACAUGAUUGGUCAGUUUGUGGAGCCUUUACCUGAGACCUUGGAAGAGUUCAAGACGCUUUCUCACCGUAUCUUUCCCAACAUGAUUGAUACGAAAAAUAUGUGUUCGUCAGAACCAGAGUUAAGAUCGGUGUUUGGUACAUCCACGGCUUUAGAACAAUUACGAUUCGAGACGAAUAAGGAAGCCUACAGCAACCCACGUAUUGAUAUGCACCCUGCUUUCCCUCGUUAUCUGACAGAAAUGGCGCAUGAGGCAGGUUACGAUGCCUUUAUGACAGGAGCGGUCUUUUUAAAGCUGACCUCGUACUUGGAUAAAUGUCGCAACCCCGAAAAGUUCCCGGAAAAGGUAGAAGAGGAAGAGAAGGAGGAAGAGGUGAAGGCUACUAAAGUAGAUGCCGAUGGAUGGGAUAUCACGGACGAUGAAGAAGAGGAAGCAGCCGAAUCUGCAUGGAACAUUGAUGAAGUAGAGGAAGUGUAUAAUUAUGGCACGACACGAGUAGAUUUGGUAAAUGCCGAUGGCAAGAUGGAUAACGUCUUGAAAAAUAUCAAUAAUAAGGCAGCAAUUGUACGUACCGCCUAUGAUUAUUUUGAUUUCACUCAACCUGAAGUGAUUACAGUCCAAUCGAAUGCGGUGCAUGUGGCGUACCCUCGUGGUACCUCCAUGGAUAAAGCAAUGGCCGCACGAUUAUUCUCAAAGUAUGGCAAACAUAUUCUUGAACCAAUCGAUGAUACAUCUUGUUAUAUUAUUUUUGAAAACCUGAGAGUACCUGUUGAAAAUAUCGAUGAAAUUAUUAUUACACCUCUUAUGAAACCCACUGAAUAA
Molecule: messenger RNA, 2202 nt
Organism: Mucor mucedo
Lineage: Eukaryota; Fungi; Mucoromycota; Mucoromycetes; Mucorales; Mucoraceae
Product: ribonuclease H-like domain-containing protein
Exons: 5
Coding region: 1-2202 (733 amino acids)
Cellular component (GO): cytoplasm
Molecular function (GO): RNA binding; 3'-5'-RNA exonuclease activity
Source: RefSeq, a predicted model, not a curated record